AUGCGUUUCACUUCUGCCCUUGUCGCGGCCGCGGCCGCGGGUUCUGCUCUGGCCCAACGUCCCUCCAACACGUCCAUCUGUGACUACUACACCACUGCCCUGUUGAAGGAGAACAAUGCCACCAACCAGUACACUCUCUUGACUCUUGUGGUCAAUACUGCGGUUAUUGGAAACUACACCCAGCCUAAUGUGGGUGUCAGCGUUCCGGGUAUUCUCAACCCCAAUGGCACCUACAACGGUACCAAGGUCAACCUGGUACCCUAUUUCAACGGAGGUCUUGCCUCCACCAACGACAAUGGCAAGGCUGUGGCCCGAAACUUCCUUGACGGCGGUGGUGCUGCCCCCCUGAUGAAGAACAUGCCCGCCGAGGACAUGAACUCCAACCAAUACUACCUCAUGACCCACUUGUACGAGUUCUUCGGCAGCCUGCUUGGCUGCUCUCAGUACGGUAUGAAGGGCUUCCCAGAGUACUCUGGCGAUGCCAGCAUGUACAAGGUCCACAAGUUCAUGGUCCUGAACCCUUACGAGAUGGGCUACUUCAUUGAGCAGGUGGCUCUCUCGGCUGCUUCCUUCGGUGUUGCCGAGUCUGACAUUAUGGCGGUUGGCAAAGCCCUGAACUCGCUUUUCAACUACCGCUGCGCACCCGAGGUGACGGUCAUCAAGGCUCAGGGUCCUCAGUGGCAGAGCACUUGCACUGACUCGUCCUGCCCGCUGGCCGACAAUGCCACUUGCUCUGCUUACGAGAUGGUGCCCCAGCCCGCCGUUGCCAACGCGACCCUUGCCAUGGGUGAGGGUAGCAACUCGAGCUCCUCCGCGUCCGGCUCCAGCACUGCCACCAUGUCUGGCUCCAUGACUGCCUCCAUGUCUGGCGCUGCCGCCACUGCCACUUACAACGCUGCUUCCGUUGUCGCUCCCGGGCUGACUGGUGUCUUUGCCGCCGCCGCUGCGAUCUUUGCUCUGUAA
Penicillium oxalicum is the source of this 963-nucleotide messenger RNA. RefSeq lists its product as uncharacterized. Gene Ontology annotation, molecular function: oxygen binding; heme binding. The coding region runs from base 1 to 963 and encodes 320 amino acids. NCBI's taxonomy places the organism in Eukaryota, Fungi, Ascomycota, Eurotiomycetes, Eurotiales, Aspergillaceae. The transcript has 3 exons. The record is from RefSeq and is a predicted model, not a curated record.